This is a messenger RNA of Thamnophis sirtalis, 1237 nucleotides long. NCBI's taxonomy places the organism in Eukaryota, Metazoa, Chordata, Lepidosauria, Squamata, Natricidae. The record is from RefSeq and is a predicted model, not a curated record.
AUCGGAUGCGACCCGCUUCCGUUGGCACCAAACAGCUCCUUUCGACAAGCAGCAAACGUGGGCUAUUGACAAUGUCUACAUAGGCGACGGCUGUAUAGAUAUGUGCAGCGGGCAUGGAAGAUGUACUGAAGGAAACUGCGUGUGUGAUGAAAACUGGAGCGGGUUAUACUGCGACGAGCCAGAUGUGUUCCUCCCCACACAGCUGAAAGACAAUUUCAACCGUGCCCCAACCAGCCAGAACUGGCUAACUGUCAACGGGGGGAAACUGAGCACCGUCUGCGGUGCGGUGGCUUCUGGGAUGGUUCUUCAUUUUAGCGGGGGAUGCAGCCGUUUGCUCGUGACCGUGGAUCUCAACCUCACCAAGGCGGAAUUCAUUCAGUUUUAUUUCAUGUAUGGAUGCCUGAUCAGCCCCAACAGUCGUAACCAAGGAGUUCUCCUGGAAUACUCAGCCAACGGCGGCAUCACGUGGACGCUUUUGAUGGAAAUCUUUUAUGACCAGUUCAGCAAGCCUGGUGAACGACCUCUGGAUGUUCCAUGACGAUUGCUCCAUCGAAAAAUUCUGUGAUUCUCCGGACGGCGUCCUGAUGUGCGGUAGCCAUGAUGGCAGAGAGGCCUACGCCAUCACCCAUGACCUCACUCCUACGGAGCAUUGGAUCAUGCAGUUCAAGAUUUCCGUCGGAUGUAAAACCUCUGAAAAAAUUGCUCAGAACCAAGUCCACGUACAAUACUCCACCGAUUUUGGCGUGAGUUGGAGAUACCUCAUCCCUCAAUGUUUGCCUGCCGACCCUAAGUGCUCUGGGGCCGUUUCCCAGCCCUCGGUCUUCUUUCCAACCAAAGGAUGGAAAAGGAUAACGUACCCAUUGCCUGAAAACCUAGUAGGAAAUCCAGUGAGAUUCAGGUUUUAUCAGAAGUACUCCGAUAUGCAGUGGGCCAUUGACAAUUUCUACCUUGGUCCUGGUUGUGUCGAAAACUGCCAAGGCCAUGGCGAUUGCUUAAAAGAGCAGUGCAUCUGCGACCCUGGAUACUCCGGGCCGAAUUGUUACUUGACCCAUCCUCUGAAGACCUUCUUGAAGGAGCGUUUUGACAACGAAGAAAUUCGCCCUGAUUUAUGGAUGUCCCUGGAAGGCGGACUGGCCUGCCUGGAAUGUGGGGUCCUGGCCGAGGACACGGCUCUAUAUUUUGGGGGACCAACAGUGAGGCAGGCAAUGACUCAAGACCUGGACCUGCGGGGCGCAAA